This is a messenger RNA of Laccaria bicolor S238N-H82, 639 nucleotides long. RefSeq lists its product as uncharacterized. NCBI's taxonomy places the organism in Eukaryota, Fungi, Basidiomycota, Agaricomycetes, Agaricales, Hydnangiaceae. The transcript has 6 exons. Bases 1 to 639 code for a protein of 212 amino acids. The record is from RefSeq and is a predicted model, not a curated record.
AUGGAGGCGAUUAUGUUUAACUUUGGUGUAACUUGUGGCUUUCACCCUUUUUUUCGCUUGCACAAGCUCAAAAUAGUAAAUUGUGAAACUAACAUUCAAGACAGUACGACAUCCAUCAAAUUGGCGGUGUACUGUGACAUCGUCUUCAUCGCCUCGUGUCCUCAUCGUGUCCCUCUUCAAGAUUACGCGCCCUUCGCCACAAGACUUCUCAAGUUCACCGUCAUGCUCCUCUCUCCAGCGUCCACAAGCGCAAGUCUUCCUGCCCAGUCCUUUUGGGACACGUUCAGACCAAAGAACAAGGACGAUAUGCGCAACAAGCAAGCUCAGAGGGCUCUCGCACGGCAGCGUUUACUCACCCUUGCCUAUGGUGACAUGGAGACUGUCCGUAUGCUCCCUAAUAGUUAUGCAGAACUCGAUGCCAUCGCCCGAGAUUGGAUAAAGCCACCGCCAGAGGCAGUUUUCAGUUUACGCGUUCCAGUCGAGUAUGCUUCCCUUCAUGCUACACGAUGGGUAUCUGGUCCCAACAUUUACCUUACAGGCGAGGACUCGUAUCAAAUCGCAGUCAUGGGUGUACAAGGGCUUCGCGUCGAGAUCGUCAGUGGCCCUCCUCCACCUCCAGACUCGGAUGAGCCACCGUGA